AUCCUGUCAGGAAGCUCCUACUGUUUAAAAUAGCUCAGAUAAAAAUAACUGAGUGGCUGCAGGGUGAAAUUUAAGUGGACAGACAUGUUUCCUUCUGCUCGGCUGCUUUUAUUUUGUCUGCUUAAUGUCGUCAUGUCUGAAAAGCUGGCUUCAGUCGACUUUGAGAUUUUUGGGAACGUUCAGGGUGUUUGUUUCAGGAUGUACACAGAAGAUCAUGGGCAGAGUCUAGGACUCAGUGGCUGGGUGAAGAACACCAGGACGGGCACUGUGAUUGGUCAGGUUCAGGGACCGGUGGACAAAGUUGACAAAAUGAAAUACUGGCUGCAGAAUGUCGGUAGUCCGAGCAGUCGCAUUGACCGCGCAGUCUUCUCCAACCAGAGACACAUCAGCAAAUUGGAGAUCCAUGGUUUCAACACCCGCUACUGAACCCGCUCAGCUGGCACACCAAGCCAUAACUGAAAGUGAAAGUAACCCAAUUAACUUUUAUAAAUGAAAGAAGGAAAACAAGCAUAAACUUCAAAUAGAAAUGCAUCCAAUAAACCCACAAAAACCAGUUUAUAUUAUUGAAAUAGGAGCUCACAUCAUAAUUAAACACUAU
Molecule: messenger RNA, 598 nt
Organism: Sphaeramia orbicularis (orbiculate cardinalfish)
Lineage: Eukaryota; Metazoa; Chordata; Actinopteri; Kurtiformes; Apogonidae
Product: acylphosphatase-2-like
Exons: 5
Coding region: 85-426 (113 amino acids)
Molecular function (GO): acylphosphatase activity
Source: RefSeq, a predicted model, not a curated record